Messenger RNA from Danaus chrysippus (African queen), 3588 nucleotides. The record is from the annotation of a GenBank genome assembly. Lineage: Eukaryota; Metazoa; Arthropoda; Insecta; Lepidoptera; Nymphalidae.
UUGGGUGUUGUAACAGUUGGUGCAACACCAGAACCUCACAGGUUCACCAUCACAGAGCCUCCUCAUCACGUGGAGUUCACAAACGACACCGGGACUAUUCUCACAUGCUUCGCGAGAGGACAGUUCCAGCUGGACUGGCUAUUCUCAGACAACAGUCCAGUGACGUCACUAGCUGGUCUGAGAAAAGUGCUGGCCAAUGGAUCCCUGGAGCUACCACCGUUCCCAGCUGAUAGAUACCGCAGGGACGUCCACGCUGCCACUUACAGAUGUCGACUGAGACUGAACGGUGGUUACGUACUGUCCAAGAAUAUACAUGUACAUGCUGUAUUAAACAUACCGUGGGAGGUUCGCGUGCCAGAUGAGUACGUGAUGGCAGGAAACUCGGCCAUAUUGAGAUGUACAGUGACUCCGCGCUGUGCCGACAGAGUCGAAUAUACAGACUGGCUCACAGACGACGAUACUAGAAUCCUAGAUUACUUAGGUUCGAAAUACUCUCGUUUGGACGACGGUUCGUUGUACAUAAGUGAAGUGCGUCACGGCGAGCGGUACUCCGCCUUCCGUUGCACAGUCCGAGACAGACUCACUGGUUCCGUAUAUUCUAGUCAAUAUUUUGGUCACAUAAUAGUGACGGAACCAAAGGGGGGAGUUCGGCCGAGGGUUUCUGUGGAACCCCGAUUACGAAGAGUGCCCGUGGGUCAAGAUAUACGGUUACCUUGUGCCGCUCACGCAUGGCCUGUACCCAGCUACAGGUGGUUUCGUGAGCACCAUGAGGAACUGACUCCCAUAGAGCAGACUUUACUAUGGCCCCGAGUGACAGUGAUGAAGGGUCUGCUGAUUAUUCAGAGAGUUCAACGUGAGGAUAGUGGCAGGUUCAUAUGCUGGCUGAACAACACCGUUGGAGUUGAAUCCGCUCAUUUCACACUCAUUGUUACAGAACCAAUUUCCGUCCGAAUAAAACCAGAAUUAUUAAAAACAAAACGAAACGUGGAUGUCAAUUUCGAUUGCAAAGUAAGUGGUCAUCCCAUUGAAAUAGUUUAUUGGACCCAUGAUGGAAAAGUUGUUAAGAAUUCAGAAAGGGUAAGGGUUUCGGAAGAUGGACUGCGAUUACAUAUCAGGAACACUCAGCAGAAUGACCAGGGAAUGUAUCAAUGUUUUGCGAGUAAUACGAGAGACCAAGCAUACGGAAUCACGGAAUACGUCAUCGAUGCAGCUGACAGCCGACCACGAUCUGUUGGUAAUCGCUCCCGACGGGCGCCUUACGCACGCAGCACGCAUACUCACGACACCGAUUGGAACUUUACUGGAACAAGAGAAUCAAAGCCGGAGUUGGUGUACUGGUUUUCUGAGCAAACCCUGCAGCCUGGACCUAGCGUGUCCCUGAAAUGUGUAGCCAUGGGACAUCCGCCUCCACAAUUCACGUGGUUACUAGACGGGUUUCCUAUACCUACAAAUUCAAGAUUCGUCGUUGGCCAGCACGUGACACUUCAAGACGACGUUGUCAGCCAUCUUAACAUAAGUCGUGUGACAGAACAAGAUGGCGGCGAGUACGCAUGUGUUGCCAGUAAUUCAGCGGGAAAAGCGAUCCAUGCGGCAAGGGUGAACGUGUACGGGUUGCCAUUUAUACGGGAGAUGCCCAAAGUUACGGCUGUUGCAGGCAGUGAUUUGAAUAUUAAAUGCCCUGUUGCUGGAUAUCCUAUUGAAUCAAUUACAUGGGAAAGAGAGGGGCAGACAUUACCUCUAAAUCGCCGCCAAAAAGUGUUUCCGAACGGCACGUUAAUAGUGGAACAAACACAACGAGGAGAAGACGCCGGCACUUACACCUGCCAAGCAGCGAAUAGACAACGUCAUGUUGCACGAAGAGAUGUCGAAGUACAGAUAUUAGUCCAACCAAAGAUAUUGCCCAUUCAGCCACUGACGAAUUUAUUAAGGGAGGGCAUGAGAGCGGCUAUUUCCUGUCAGAUAUUGGAGGGCGAUUUGCCGAUUGCAUUCCGAUGGGAGAAAAACGAUCAGCCUGUGACGUCAUCCCCAUACGCUCCAAGCGGUAUAAUAACGAGGCGAAUGGAUGAGUACAGUGCGUCGCUCGUGAUAGAACACAUAACUUCGCUACAUAGUGGAAAUUACACUUGCAUAGCAUCAAACGUGGCGGGUUCUGAGCGGUUUACCGUACCGCUUACAGUUAAUGUACCACCAAGAUGGCGGCUGGAACCAAGCGAUGUAGCUGUGGCUGCGGGCCAGGAUGUCAAUCUUCAGUGUCAAGCUGAUGGCUAUCCGAAACCCAAUAUAACAUGGAAGAAAGCUGUUGGUAACACUCCUGGUGAAUACAAGGACUUCAUGUUUGAGGGAACUUCACGGGUUCUUGAAAACGGCUCACUGAUAUUUGAACGAGUUGCGAAAGAUAACGAGGGUCACUAUUUGUGUGAAGCAAGAAAUGAUAUAGGAGCCGGUCUGAGCAAACUUAUCUUCUUGAAAGUUAACGCCCCAGCCAGAUUCCCGAUGAAGAGCAAAACAGUUCAAGUAACAGCAGGUGAAGCAGCUCAUCUUCAAUGCGCGGCUUCAGGAGACGCUCCACUUGAAGUCAGUUGGAGGAGUCCUCAUCAUCACACCAUCGCACAUCAUCUCGACCAAAGAUAUACAAUACGCGAGCAAGUUCUGGACGAUGGUUUAGUUUCCGAGUUGAGUAUUUUGCAGACUUACAGACAAGACACGGGUGCACUGACUUGUCGAGCAUCCAAUGCUUAUGGACAAGACGAAAUGCUUAUACAUCUUGUUGUCCAAGAGGUUCCCGAGAUGCCAAAAAACAUAAGAAUUAUUGAUCAGCAGUCAAGGUCAAUACAAAUAUCAUGGACUCAACCAUACGCUGGGAACAGCCCCAUUAUAAACUACAUUGUACAAUAUAAAGAAGCUCCUGAACCAUGGCCAACGACUCCUCAAAAGGUUAUAGUCCCUGGCAGUGUGACGUCAUCCAGUGUCCAGAACUUACAACCAGCGACGUCUUACCACUUGCGAAUCAUUGCUGAAAACCGUUUGGGCCAAAGCGAGCCCAGUCAACUGGUACAGGUUACUACUACUGAAGAAGUACCUAGCGGUUCACCCAUAGAUGUGCGAGUAGAAGCUAAAAGUUCAACAGAGUUAACAGUUAGCUGGGAUCCGCCUCAGCGAGAUCUAUGGAAUGGAAAUAUUCUUGGAUAUUACGUUGGAUUUCAAGAAUUAAACAGCAACAGCACGGUACUAAGUGCGAGUGGUCCCGGCGGGGCUUCCUACACCGUACGUACAGUUGAAGGAACGGGCUCAGCACGCGCAAGAACUACACUCGCAGGGCUACAGAAACAUGCUGCAUAUGCUGUUGUCGUACAAGCUUAUAACAGCAGAGGCGCUGGACCAGCUAGCCCACCUACCACUGCUACCACCUUGGAAGAUGUGCCUAGUCUCCCACCUGGAACACUUAACUGUAGCGCGCUAUCAUCACAAUCGGUUCGUGUAACCUGGGAACCACCACCUAUGCGAGGUAGAAACGGAGUUCUGCAAGGGUAUAGAGUAACGUAUGCACCUGUUACUGAUUGGUAUGGUGAGUUAUACUCUAAACUAUAA